Phalaenopsis equestris is the source of this 2324-nucleotide messenger RNA. RefSeq names its product cysteine-rich receptor-like protein kinase 2. Gene Ontology annotation, biological process: protein phosphorylation. Lineage: Eukaryota; Viridiplantae; Streptophyta; Magnoliopsida; Asparagales; Orchidaceae. Gene Ontology annotation, molecular function: protein kinase activity; ATP binding. The coding region runs from base 160 to 2088 and encodes 642 amino acids. The record is from RefSeq and is a predicted model, not a curated record. The transcript is spliced from 7 exons.
UGCCCCCCCAAAAAAAAAAUUGUGCUGGUUUUUGGCGCUAAGGGAUUCUUCUCUCAGUUGCAGCAUGUGACGAUUCUCUUUCUCUGUCUCUACGGCUUCCUCCUCGCCGCUAGGUUGGCUCAACUCCGCCGGCGAGCUGUGGGCGGUCACCGGAGAACAAUGUGCGGCCGAUUCAUUACUGAAACAGUUCUGAUUCCCUUUUCCUUCGUUCUCGCCAUAUCGAUUCUGAUCAUAGCCGACCCGCAAACCAACCUGCUCAACCUUGGCUGUAGCAACUACAACGCCACCAAUCCUUCCCUUUUUAUUGCCAAUCUCAACGCCACUAUCGCCGACCUGCUAUCCCGGAUCUCCACCGCAGAUGGUGGCGGAGCUCUCUUCGCGACGGCGGGGAGCGCUCGGUCCGACUCGCCGGUGUACGCUCUCGCUUUCUGCCGGGGCUACCUUUCCCGCGGCGAUUGUCUCAGCUGUCUAUCCUCGGCUGCCGCCCGAUUGCGGGCCUGUGGCUCGGGAACCGGCGGCCGUGUCAUCUACGACGGCUGUAACCUGCGGAACGAGAGCGCGCCGUUCUAUGAGCAGGGCACGCUCCCCGGAAACGUUCCUGUGUGCGUCAACGGGACAGAUUCCACGGGUGGGUUCGCCGCUGCGACGGAAGGGUUGCUGCAGGAUCUGAGCUCGGCCACUCCAAAGAUCGCAGGGUAUUUCGUAGAUGAGAUUAGAGGGGGAGUUUAUGCUGUGGCGCAGUGUGCACCGACGGUGAGCAAGUCGGUCUGCGCUGAUUGCUUGCAGGUGGCUUACAAGAACAUAAAGGGAUGCUUGCCGUCGAGCGAAGGGCGGGCCAUAGAUGCUGGUUGCUUCAUGAGGUAUUCUGGGAGUACUUUUUUCUCCACAAACAGUACUGUGGAUCUUGCAGCGUUGUUGGGCUCGGGGCAUAAGAGGGAGAAGAAGACUGCUAUUAUCGUCGGUGUGGCCGGGGUUUGCGCACUGUUGCUUCUGAGUAUUGUGCUAUUAUUGGUCUGGGUAAGAAGGAAAAGGCCGCAAGAGCCUUGGAGAGCAGAUAUACUGGGCGCAACAGAGCUUCGAGGUCCUAUGAAUUUUCAUUAUCGUGAUCUGAAAUCUGCAACAAAUAAUUUUAGUGAAGAAAACAAGCUGGGUGAAGGAGGAUUUGGUCAAGUGUACAAGGGCACACUGAAGAAUGGCAAAAUAAUUGCUGUGAAAAAGUUGGCAAUGACUCAGUCAAAGAAUGUGAAAGCAAGCUUUCUAAGUGAGGUGAAGCUUAUAAGCAAUGUUCAUCAUCAGAAUUUGCUUCGAUUGCUUGGCUGUUCUACCAAAAGUGAUGAGCUCUUGCUUGUCUAUGAAUUCAUGGCAAAUGGCAGUCUUGAUAAGUUCUUAUAUGGUGAAAUGAGUGGAAUGCUCAACUGGAAACAAAGAUUUGACAUAGUUGUUGGCAUGGCCAGGGGACUUGCAUAUCUGCAUCAGGAAUUUCAUGUCUGCAUCAUUCAUCGGGACAUAAAAUCUAGCAAUGUUCUCCUCGACGAUAAUUUCAGGCCAAAAAUUGCUGAUUUUGGGCUCGCAAGGCUCAUGCCCGGCGAUCAGAGUCAUCUCAGCACCUAUUUUGCUGGAACAUUGGGAUACAUAGCACCCGAGUAUGUUAUUCAUGGCGACUUGAGCGAGAAAGUUGAUACAUACAGCUUUGGUGUCGUUGUCCUGGAAAUAAUAAGCGGACAGAGGGGCAGUGAUUCCAAGCUUGAGCCUGUGCCUCAGCAUCUUCUUGAAUUGGCCUGGAAACUAUACGAGAUGGAUAAUUUACCCAAUCUGAUCGAUAAAUCACUCGAUCCUAACGAAUUUGAUCUCGAAGAAGUGAUAAGAGUUAUCACAGUAGCUCUACUUUGCACCCAAACUGUGUCAUUAAGACCAACCAUGUCUGAAGUUGUGGUUUUACUCCUCACCCAACAUUCUCUGCACCUCAAUCUCUCCAGGCCUGCUUUCAUAGAAAGCCCUGGAAAAGCUCAUAAUAACAUUACAAGCCACACUGGAUCAUCUUCCACAGAUCCGACGACCAUUAUAAUGCCGAAAUUUUCGGCUCGGUGAAGCCAACGGGUUUGUUUCUCUUGGUUUAGCCGAAAUUUAUGCAUACGGUCAUACCUGUAAAUUCACAAAUAGUGAGGAUUUGUUGUAUGUAAUUGGAAAUAAGGGAUUAGCUAAUUUCAAGUGGUUGGCAAGUAUUAAGUUUGUUGACCAUAUUUACAAUUUUGGUCUAUGUAAUGUUUACAAAUGAGAAACUUUAUGAUAAUUUGUUUAAUAUUUUGCAUUUGAAAUUUGUUAAA